This is a messenger RNA of Caenorhabditis angaria, 906 nucleotides long. The record is from the annotation of a GenBank genome assembly. NCBI's taxonomy places the organism in Eukaryota, Metazoa, Nematoda, Chromadorea, Rhabditida, Rhabditidae.
AUGGGUCACAUUCAACACGUGCUCUACUUUGUAACCGGUGCUUCCGCGUUUGCAGCGCUCACCGCAAUCUUCGCCACAAUCCACGUAAUGUCGGAUAUCAGCGCAUUCCAGGAUGAGAUCAUCCUAGAUCUCGUGGAUUUCCGUGAACAUGCUGACGAUGCUUGGAAGGUUAUGGUAGCCACCGGGAACUCGGCUGGAUUCCGCUUUGAUCAACUGACCGGAAGAGUUAAGAGACAAUAUGUGGAAGGAGGUGGUGGUGGAGGAGGCUGUGCCUGUGCGGCUGCUGCUUCGGGAUGUCCUGCCGGGCCACCAGGGCCAGCGGGACAGCCUGGAGCUCCGGGAGAGCCGGGAGAUGCUGGGCAAGACGGGCAAGCUGGUGGUGCUGGAACUGCUGAGCAACACGCCGCAACUUCACAAUGCAUCACCUGUCCAGCUGGGCCCGCCGGGCCUCCAGGACCUAAUGGCCCACCCGGACCAGCAGGACCUUCAGGAAACCCAGGAGCCGAUGGGCAAGGUGGAAGCGCUGGUACACCAGGGCCACCAGGACCUGCUGGACCCGCCGGACCAGACGGAAACCCCGGAGCACCGGGAGGCGAUGGAGCACCAGGCGCGCCAGGAACCAGAUCGACAUCGCAACCAGGACCUGCCGGACCACCAGGACCAUCGGGACCACCAGGACCAAGUGGAGCGCCAGGUGGGGGAAGUGGACCAGGAGCUCCGGGACCAGCCGGGCCACCGGGACCAUCUGGAAAUCCAGGAGGCCCGGGAGGUGAUGGACAACCGGGAGGACCGGGAAGCGACGGAUCACCGGGAAGUGACGCCGCUUAUUGCCCAUGUCCGGCUAGAAGUGGAGCGGUUGGAGGUGGUGGUGGUUCAUACCCGACCAGAAGACGAUUCUCGAACUAA